Molecule: messenger RNA, 1143 nt
Organism: Ophidiomyces ophidiicola
Lineage: Eukaryota; Fungi; Ascomycota; Eurotiomycetes; Onygenales; Onygenaceae
Gene: DIM1
Product: Dimethyladenosine transferase
Exons: 3
Coding region: 1-1143 (380 amino acids)
Biological process (GO): rRNA methylation
Cellular component (GO): mitochondrial matrix
Molecular function (GO): rRNA (adenine-N6,N6-)-dimethyltransferase activity
Source: RefSeq, a predicted model, not a curated record
AUGCCGAAGUCGCUACAAAAGAAGCGCAAUAGCAGCUCUAAGGCUGGCGGGCCCUAUGGCUCUGCUGCUGCCAAAGCAAACUCCACUAACAGCAUUUUCCGCAUGAAUACUGACAUCGGCCAGCAUGUUUUAAAGAACCCUGGUGUUGCUCAAGCUAUUGUUGACAAAGCUGAUUUAAAACAAAGUGAUGUUGUCCUAGAAGUUGGCCCAGGCUCCGGAAAUCUUACGGUCAAAAUUUUAGAGAAAGCCAAGAAGGUCAUCGCGGUGGAAUUGGACCCUAGAAUGGCAGCUGAGGUUACAAAGCGUGUUCAGGGUACACCCGAACAAAAACGGCUCGAGGUUUUACUUGGGGAUGUGAUGAAAACGGAUCUACCAUACUUUGACGUUUGCAUUAGCAACACCCCGUAUCAGAUUUCCUCACCCCUUACUUUUAAACUUCUUGCAACUAUGCCUGCGCCUCGGGUUUGUAUUCUCAUGUUCCAACGAGAAUUCGCCAUGCGCCUCUUCGCAAAGCCUGGGGAUAAGCUCUAUAGUCGGCUGUCUGUCAACGCACAAAUGUGGGCAAAAAUUGAUCAUAUUAUGAAAGUAGGCAAAAACAAUUUCAAACCACCCCCGGCAGUUGAAUCUAGCGUUGUCCGUAUUGUUCCAAAAAACCCCCGACCUGACAUCAGCUACGAUGAGUGGGAUGGCUUGCUGCGAAUCGCGUUCGUGAGGAAAAAUAAAACACUGCGAUCAAGCUUUCUCGGGACGACAAGCGUUAUGAACUUGUUAGAGAGUAAUUAUCGGACUUGGUGCGCGCAAAACGAGAUCCCCCUUGAGGCCAGCUGCGAGGAUGAUGUGGAAGACGACGUGAUGAGUGUCGAAAAUGUUGAUGCCAGAUCAGAACCGGACGAUACUAUGGAUGUUGACGAUGAUAUUCCUAACUUUUUCAAAGAUCAAUCAGACCCCGUGCGGCAGGCUGCGUCAUCCAAGUUGGCACCUCACAAAAAACGUAGUAGAGUAGCGAAGUUGGUUCGCGAAAAAGUUAGCCAAGUUCUCGAAAGCGACACGGGACUCGCGGAUAAACGAGCUAGAAUGUGCGACGAAGGCGACUUUUUGAAAUUGUUAUGGUCAUUCAACCAAAGAGGGAUUCAUUUCAGUUGA